CCUCAUCACACCCUUUCCUCGCACGCUCACAUUCACCACCUCUCUUCUAUUCUUGUUUCAUGGCUUCUUCUGAAACAAGAAUGAAAAAGGGAAGAGCUAAAGAAGCAGCCAUAGCAAACGGAGUGAAGGUGAGGUCACUUCAAGCUGGUUUUAUGCAGAAGUCAAGCCCAUCCUCAACUCACAGUAUCAGAAUCCCUUCUUCUUCCUCAGCUUCUCGUCCUCUCCCCAACCUCUCUGCUCAUGACUAUCCUGUUUUCACUCCUAGCUAUGAGGAUGAGCCUGCCUCUACAUAUUAUCACAAGAAUCUCACUCUAUCUGAGCAUUGGGAUGAAUCAGAUGUUGGUUUAGUGGAAGGAGAUGAAGAUCUUGACUUGAGACACACUUAUCACUCUGAUUCCUACAAAACCUCUGCUUCAAGAAACACUUCAAACCCUCAGCAAGAUUCUCAUCACCACCAUCAGUCUCAUGUUUUGUCAUACGCUCUCAGAUCCCCACCUUUACAUUCUUGUACAUCCGCUACAAGCAACUGUGGCUCGGUCUCUUCUUGUAAUGAGUACAAACAAAGAGGCUUCGACACCAUGAGCUUGAAUAACUCUAAUCUUGUUGUUCCCUUGACUGAUUCGCACUCCGUUGCUGUUUCUUCUCACCCAAGAAACCGUGGAGGCAGAGGGAUGUCUUGGUUGUUCCCCAAGUUAAAGAGGAACCCUAAUAGAACAGACAUAUCAGAAGAGGUGUUCAAGGACUCUGGUUCGGAUAUUGAGAAGUUGAAGAGAGAGUUAAUGGAAGCAAACAGAAGCAGAGACGCUGCGUUAACACAAGUCUCAGAGAUGAGAACUUCAUUGGGAGAGUUCAGCGAGAAGCUUCAGUACUUGGAAAGUUACUGUGACGGUUUAAAGAAAGCUCUGAGAGAAGCAGUGUCACGAAAGAAGAACUCAGAGAUGCCAGUGAGUGAAGAUGUGAUGGUUGAAGGGUUCUUGCAGAUCGUCUCAGAAUCAAGACUCUCCAUAAAGCAGUUCUUGAAGACAUUAGUUACAGAGAUAGACGAAGAAGACUCGAAUCUGAUUAGUAACAUCAACGCUCUCCUUCAACCACACAACUUAUCAUUCACCUCUAAGCACUCCAAGACCAUUCAGUACCACUUAGAAGCCAUCAUAAGCCAAUCUGUACAGCAAGACUUCGAGAACUGCGUCUUCCAGAAGAACGGUAAACCGAAACUUCUUGAUCAAGAACAAGAACGACAAGCUAACUUCUCGUCUUUUGCUUCCUUGAGGAACUUGAGCUGGAGCGAGGUGCUGAAGAAGGGUACAAAGUACUACAGCGAAGAGUUCAGUAGCUUCUGCGAUGAGAAGAUGAGUUUUAUCAUUACAACGUUGAAGUGGACAAGACCCUGGUCUGAACAAAUGCUUCAAGCGUUCUUUGUAGCUGCGAAAUGUGUGUGGCUGCUUCAUCUGCUUGCCUUCUCGUUCAAGCCAGCGUUAGGGAUCUUGAGAGUUGAGGAGAACAGAGAGUUUGAGACGAGUUAUAUGGAAGAUAUGGGUGCCGAUAGAGACCGGCAGAGAUCGUUAACGUCACGUGGACCAGCAUGGGUUAAGGUUAUGGUGAUGCCUGGGUUUUAUGUUCAAGAUAGGGUUUUGAGAUGUAAGGUUCUUUGCAGGUACAAGUCAUUAGGCUGAAGAUUGCCACUCUCUAGUCUAGUCUAAUAAUUUGUGUAACUUUAAUAUCUGAUAACUAGAUUGUUAGCAAGGCCUAUCAUCUUCAUUUGAAUGAAAAAAGAUUGAUCGGAGGACUUUUUAAUAUA
Messenger RNA from Brassica rapa (field mustard), 1798 nucleotides. Its product is annotated as IRK-interacting protein. The record is from RefSeq and is a predicted model, not a curated record. NCBI's taxonomy places the organism in Eukaryota, Viridiplantae, Streptophyta, Magnoliopsida, Brassicales, Brassicaceae.